Molecule: messenger RNA, 1499 nt
Organism: Durio zibethinus
Lineage: Eukaryota; Viridiplantae; Streptophyta; Magnoliopsida; Malvales; Malvaceae
Product: histone H4
Cellular component (GO): nucleosome
Molecular function (GO): structural constituent of chromatin; DNA binding; protein heterodimerization activity
Source: RefSeq, a predicted model, not a curated record
CCUCAACCUCCCUAUUUAAACCGCUUCCAACAUCUUCUUUUUCCAAACAGCUAAAAUAUUUUUCAGUUUAUUCUUCUUCUCUCAAGAACUCCUCAAAACAAUGUCGGGCCGUGGAAAGGGAGGCAAAGGAUUGGGAAAGGGAGGAGCCAAGAGGCACAGGAAGGUGCUUCGGGAUAACAUUCAGGGCAUCACCAAGCCGGCGAUUCGAAGGUUGGCACGUAGAGGUGGCGUGAAGAGAAUCAGUGGUUUGAUCUACGAGGAGACACGUGGUGUCCUCAAGAUCUUUCUGGAAAAUGUGAUCCGUGAUGCCGUUACCUAUACGGAGCACGCUAGGCGCAAGACUGUUACCGCCAUGGAUGUUGUGUACGCUCUAAAGAGGCAGGGCAGGACUCUUUACGGUUUCGGUGGUUAAGUUGGCUUUAGGUUAUGAUUAGUUGGAUUUUGUAAAUCUUUGCUACAGUUUGUUGUAAGCUUUUGUUUGGCUAUCUGUAGUUUGAUGUUUUAGGUUUGCUUUAGUUUGUUUUAGUAAAUUGUAUCUUGAUCUCAAUCUGCAAUGAAAUUUGACUCAGAAUUUCAUUCCAAAAUCCAAUUGAAUUUUCAAUAUCUGCUUUUAAAUAUUCGAUUUCCUGGUUUCAUUUUCUAGGGCACCUUUUAAAUUUGGGUAUUAAUUUGUAUUUUGGGUUUUAUUGCUGUUGUGCCAUUGGACUUGCACCAUCUUUGUCACAACCCCAACCGCUACGGCCAUCUGCAAGCCGGCCCGCGGUUGCUCUGCCCUGCUUACCGGAAUUAUGUAACUUGAACAACACGGACAAUUCGAAGGAGGAGUUUAGGGUCUUAGCUUGCCACCAUGGCCUUAGGAACGCGCUCUCAGCCUAAUCGAGUCAACCAGAAGCACAAAAAAAUCCCAACUCAAGCUUUUCAUAAUGUACCUUGUUGAACUCAUGGAACGCUCUUGAAGUCAUCGGGCAAGAAGGAAUGGGCUUCCUUUCAUUAACAGGCUUGGCAAGCGAGUGUCAGGAUCGAGUUGCUGGAUCUGGAGCUUUCCAGGCCUAGAGUCCAUUGGGUGGAGUCUCAGGCCCACGGAGCUAUGUCUGCAUUGUCCACCAUUCAUGACGAUAUUUCCCACGUGGCAGAGACCGUAAGGGAGACGAUGAUCGCCUUGCCCUUCCACAAACAAUAGCGGGGAGGGAGUGAGCAGCAGAUGAUAGAAAAUGUGGGCCAUCGAUGGAGACUGGUCAAUCAAAGGGUGGUAAAGAUAGUACCACGUUCAGUGGCAGUCCUAAUGGAUCGUGGAUUUGUAACGGAGCCCAGAGUACUGGGCCAUUGCCACUGUGGCCCAAAGGGUUUGCAUCCUGUUCUCAUGGCAGUAGUGAUGAUAUAUAUUCUUAUCAUCCUGUUUUUUGAUGAAUAAAAAGCCUUUGAAAUAGGGACAAAACUUGAAGAAUACUUGCUAAUCAAUUUACAAUGAAUGGUCAAUAUCAGCAAUCAAUAUGCUUUGU